Cercocebus atys (sooty mangabey) is the source of this 4185-nucleotide messenger RNA. It is a transcript of the gene TERB1, whose product is annotated as coiled-coil domain containing 79. NCBI's taxonomy places the organism in Eukaryota, Metazoa, Chordata, Mammalia, Primates, Cercopithecidae. The record is from RefSeq and is a predicted model, not a curated record. The transcript has 19 exons. Bases 1432 to 3651 code for a protein of 739 amino acids. Gene Ontology annotation, biological process: meiotic attachment of telomere to nuclear envelope; homologous chromosome pairing at meiosis.
GCUUGCUAUUUCAAAGUUACUUGUCAUAGAUUAUCCUUGUGUUUUAUUAGAGAUAGUUAAAAAAAUUUUUUUUCUUACCAUCUUCAAUAAUUAAUUUAAGCCAUGUGCAGAUGUUAGCUAUGGACAUUUUAGGACCAUCAUCAUUUGUUAAAACGAAUAGAAUUUAAAAAGAAACUAUUUCUGGAUAUGUAGUUUUCCCAGAAAACAAGACCAUCCCCUUGUAUGUAGUGUUAUCUUAACUAAAGUUUUGGCUGCCUAACCUACUUCUUGAAAUUUUAUGGGGUCAUUUCACUCAUAUAUACUCUUAAAUUUAGUCACAUGGGACUAAUAGCAUUCACCAGCAUUUUAGAGGGCAAAAAAAGGAAGUAGUAGAUGCAAACGGAGUGGAAAUCCAGAAUCCAGAAGUAGGGGCAGUGCCCGGUUUUUGACUUAAUGUAUUAAUACUUAGGGCUGAGGAACGUGGUCCGUGGUUCAUGACUCUUAAUAUCUAAGGCCACUAACCUGCUGCAGCUGUCUCUGAGGCCAGCGUCUCCUGAGAACUUGUUAGAUAUGCUAGGGUACCUUACAGGGACUUGGUUUUCCACACCCUAAUGUGUCAGCCAUUCUUUGGCUGUUCUUCACUGUAUCGGGGACCUUCCCCUCGCCUUCAUCGCCUGGCAGUCCCAUGGGCUGCAUUUUACGGCGGAAGAGGCAAGGGACAGGCCUAGGCCUCGGCUCCACUCUGAUCCUUUGGUCCGGGUGCAGGUAAGUCCGCCUGGACCGAACUCCGGAAGUCUCCCGGUGAGGUGGCGGCCUGGCUGCCUGUGUGGGCUGCAGUGACCAUUAGCGAGGUGCCCAACAAAAGGGAGAACGCACAGUGCACAGCACAGAUGCCAGGUGGAAGGGAGGUGGGGCUUCGCCACCCCGUGCCUCGCGUUUACUGUCCCAUAGCCAGGCCUCGUCAACCACGUGCACAGUCCCCUAAUUUUGGGACUAAUGCUCCUCUGAGGUAAAAACCCUAAAAACCGGGGGCGGUAAGCUUAGAUUUCUCUUUCAAAUUGUAGCUUUCUUAAAAAUCUUGCAUCCAAGACACCGGCCACCCUAUUGCCCUUGGCAAUCUGGGGCACCCGCGGAAGCGUUAAGGCUCCGUGCAGGGGCCGUGGGCGUGCCGGCCGGAAGUCCCUCCCACGGACGUGGGCCUGGACUGCUGGGCGGGAAACCCUAGCGAGCGUCGUGGCAGGUGGGCGGUGAUGAAGAAAGGGAGGAAGCCCCCGCUUGAGGGUAGACGCCACGGCCUUCGCUCCCGCGUGUUGGGGCCCUGCCUUCCUGCGCUUGGAAACUCCGACUUGCGAGCCGUGGUCAGAGAGGAGCCUGGAGGGGCCACCUAAGCUCUGCACAAGGAAUUCCUCCAGCUCUGUAGACGAAAUAUAAGGAAAAAGAAUAUAGACAAGCAUGGAAAGUGAAGACACAAAGAAAACACAAGAAAUGAAGACUGACCUGAACUUAUUAUUGGAGUGUCUAAAGUAUCAAAUGGACAAUGCUGUUUCACAAAAGGAAGCUUUGGUCACUAUUCAUUCAAUUUGUCAACAAAACAGUAAUGCAAGUGUUUAUUUUCGGGAAAUUGGUGGUUUGAUGUUUGUAAAAAAUCUUGCAAAGUCAAGUGAACAUAGCAUGGUAAAAGAAGCAGCCUUAUAUACAUUAGGAGCUAUUGCAGAAAAAAAUGUUUACUGUCAGCAGACUUUGUGUACUUCAGAGUUAUUUGAAGACUUAACUUGGUUCUUAUCUAAUGAUUCAAACAUAAAUUUGAAAAGAAUGUCUGUUUAUGUUAUUUUGGUUCUGGUUUCAAAUAAUAGGACCGGACAAACACUUGUGAGAGAAACAGGUUGUAUUACAGUUCUGUCACGGUUAUUCAGGACAGUUAUUUCAAAAUAUGAGUUGGAUUUGUCAGAUAAAAAUGUUUUCCAGAGUUAUCAGUUGUGGUCUUCAGUGUGUAGUACUCUGUGUGUCUGUGUCAACAAUCCUCAAAAUGAUGAGAAUCAAAUGUUUUGCUGUUCACUUUUUCCACAUGCUAAUGAAUGGCUAAAAAAUUGCAUGAAACCUGAGAUAAUUCGCCCUAUUUGCUCAUUUAUUGGACUCACUCUUGCAAAUAACACAUAUGUUCAGAAAUACUUCGUAUCUGUGGGUGGACUGGAUGUAUUGUCUCAAGUUCUCGUGCAACUGGAAUCUGAUUCACAUGAGACUCUUUCCAGUGCUAAACUUGCAGUGGUUGUGACAAAGACUGUGGAUGCAUGCAUUGCUGAUAAUCCUACUUUUGGGAUAGUACUCUCCAAGUACCACAUUGUUUCAAAACUUCUGGCAUUACUGCUUCAUGAAAGUCUGGAUUCAGGAGAAAAAUUUAGCAUCAUGCUUACUCUUGGUCAUUGCACAGAGGAUUGUGAGGAAAAUCAGUAUGACCUUUUUAAAAACAAUGGGCUUCCACUCAUGAUUCAAGCCUUAACUGAAUCUCAGAAUGAGGAACUGAACAAAGCUGCCACAUUUGUGCUUCACAACUGCAAAAAAAUUACUGAGAAAUUAUCUCUAAGUCUAGGAGAAUAUCCUUUUGAUGAAAAUGAAACACAGCAAUUAAAAGACAUAAAUGUGAAAGAGAAGAAUCUUGAAGAGCACUGGAGGAAAGCAAAGGAAAUUCUACACAGAAUAGAGCAGCUUGAAAGAGAAGGAAAUGAGGAAGAAAUACAAAGAGAAAACUGUCAGGGUAAUAUUUCAUCUAUGAACAUGAGUAUUCAGAAUACAUGGAAACAUCUCCAUGCAGAUCAUAUUGGUCGAGCUACCAAAGCAGAAGAUGAGGAUAAAAGCCAUUCUAGACAGUUUCAGAGUUAUAAGUCCCAUGGAGUCAUGUCUAAAGCAUGUACAAAUGAUGACCAAAUGAAGACACCAUUGAAGAGUGCAAAUCCAGUCCAUGCUUGUUAUAGGGAGAGUGAGCAAAAUAAGUCUUUAUAUAAAGCCAAGUCAAGCUGCAAUCAAAACUUACGUGAAGAAACUACUUUUGAAAAGAAUUUUAUUUCUCAAUCAAGUGACCAUGUUUUUAAACACCCCGUUCACAUUGCCAAAAAUAUAAAGCAGCAGUUACCAGUAACAGAUCCAUUUACAUUAUGUUCAGAUAUAAUAAAUAAAGAAGUAGUCAGUUUUCUAGCAACUCCCAGUUGUUCCAAAAUGUUGACGUAUAGGUGCUCAGGUUGCAUAGCAGUAGAAAAAUCCCUGAAUAGCCGAAACUUUAGCAAGCUCUUGCACUCUUGCCCAUACCAAUGUGAUCGUCACAAAGUCAUUGUGGAAGCUGAAGACAGAUAUAAAAGUGAACUAAGGAAAUUACUUAUCUGUAACAAAAAAAUUCUGCUGACCCCACGUAGAAGACAACGACUCAGUAAUGAAUCUACUACCCCUGGAAGAAUAAAAAAAAGAAGAGUUCGCAAAAACUUUACUGAAGAAGAAGUAAAUUACCUUUUCAAUGGAGUUAAGAAAAUGGGAAAUCACUGGAAUUCAAUUUUGUGGUCUUUCCCCUUUCAGCAAGGACGGAAGGCUGUGGACCUUGCUCACAAAUACCGCAAGCUGACCAACAGCCCCAUGUGUGCAGCUUCUUCUUUGGAAGAAGACUGUCAGUUUAGUUUGGAUUUUUAAAAUACAGUGCCUUGAAAGAUACAACAUUUAAAGUAUUUUUCUAAACUCUCAGAAGGAAUGUGGAAAUGAGGACACAGUUUUUAUUAAACAGUUUUUGUGAUGCUGAAACUCAUCAAGUUAUUACAAUGAUUUAUAAAGCAAAUAUAUCUCUAGUGCACAGAUUAGUAAGAUAAAAUUCCUUUGUAAGAUCAAACAUUUGUUUAGGAAUAUGCUUUUAUUUUUCCUUAAGCUUAAAUGACAUAAAGAAUUAUCAGCCUUUAAACGUUAUUUGACAUUAUAUUGCAAUAAAUACUAUGUGAGACAUUUGGAUUUUAUACGGUACAAAAGUCCCUCCCUAGAAUUCAGAAAGAAUAGUUCCCCAAGCUGUUUAACUAAGGUUCCCACACACUAAAUCAAUAUUUGACAUUUUGUUAAUUAAAACGUUUCCUUGGCUGUGGUGGUGGCUCAUAUUUGUAAUCUCCCACUUUGGGAGGCCAGUGUGGGAGGAUCACUUGAGGCAAGGAGUUUAAGACCAGCCUGGGCAACAUAGUGAGA